ACCUCAGCCAAGCCAAUUUUCUCUACAUUGCCCAUUUAUUCCCUAUACAAUGCUUCUCUGUAAUUGUCACCGUCCUUCUUGACCCCAUUGUCUCAUUGCCCGAUUGUCUUGAGCUGUCUUACUCGCCGAAGCAGUCGUCCUCAGGAUCCUCCGUCUCCCCUUGAUGCCGCCGAACCAGUCGCAGUGCAAACCCACCUGCGGUACCUUGCGUUGGUCACUCUGCACACAUCCAAUCAACCCUGAUCGACAAUACCACUGCAGAUAAGCGAGCCAUAUGAUGAUCAGCCAUAAAAGCCGGUGGACUUCCUGAUUCUCAUCACCACCAUUCCUCUCAAGAUGCCUGCUCGCACCGCCGAACCCCACGACGAUGUUCCCACCGCGAGACAAGUCGAGGGUUUGGGCCUCAAGGCCAAAACACCCAAACCUCCCGGCAGCCCUACCAAGAAAGAGGAGAGGACCAAGGCACAAGAUGUAGCCGAGCUGAAGGACUACCAGUUGGGAGACUGCUUGGGUAAGGGCGCAUUCGGUUCCGUCUACCGUGCUCUGAACUGGGGCACCGGCGAAACGGUUGCGGUGAAGCAGAUCAAGUUGGCAGAUUUGCCUAAGAGCGAACUGAGGGUCAUCAUGUUGGAAAUCGACUUACUCAAGAACCUCGACCACCCCAACAUUGUCAAGUACCAUGGCUCGGUCAAGACCCCCGACACUCUGAACAUUAUAUUGGAAUACUGCGAAAAUGGUUCACUGCACUCCAUUUCGAAGAACUUUGGUCGAUUUCCCGAGAACCUGGUGGGACUUUACAUGUCGCAAGUGCUUCAAGGGUUGGUCUAUUUGCACGAGCAGGGCGUCAUACAUCGGGAUAUCAAGGGAGCCAACAUUCUUACCACAAAGCAGGGCCUGGUCAAAUUGGCCGACUUCGGCGUCGCCAGUCGCACGACCGGGCUACACGAGUCCAGCGUUGUCGGCACUCCCUACUGGAUGGCACCUGAGGUGAUUGAAUUAACGGGUGCAACUACGGCUUCGGAUAUAUGGAGCUUGGGGUGUACGGUGAUUGAGCUGCUGGACGGCAAACCACCAUACCACACACUUCAGCCCAUGCCGGCCUUGUUUCGAAUAGUCAAUGAUGACCAUCCGCCACUUCCCCAAGGCGCCUCGCCCGGAGUGCUGGACUUCCUAAUGCAGUGUUUUCAGAAAGAUCCAAAUCUGCGGGUGUCGGCCAAAAAGCUAUUGAAACAUCCAUGGAUCGUGAAUGCGAGAAGAACAGGUUCAGACAAACCAAAAAAUGCCACGGAAUAUACCGAAGCAGUCAAAAGUGUGCAGGAAUGGAACGAAGCCCUGAGAGAUUCUCCCAACAGCAACUCGAUACGAAAAAAUUCCAAUGCGUCAACAGCUAGCCCUAUCCCGGCACCGAAAGACCUUCUUCGACCCAUGAGGAACCAGGUCAAGUCGCCUGCUCCUGCGUUCAAUAGAGAGGAUACCACGAUGCGUUUCCGCUCUUUGGAGGAUGAUGAUAAUUGGGAUAACGAUUUCGUUACUGCUAUAUCCCCGAGCACCUUUGAACUGCCGCAUCUGCGACCUCAUGAUAACUUUGGGGGCUUGCUAUCGUCUGACAAGCUGAAGGCUUUCGCUUCCCUGGAAAAUGGUGCCGGUAAGGAGAACGAAAGUGUCUUUGAAGACCAGGAUUCCACAUUGAAAGCGUCUUCGUUAGUAGGGAGCGAAGGCUACAGAACGGUACGACCAGCUCCGCCGAAGAAGACCGAGAAGGGUCAUGCUCGUCACAAGUCUGAAGCACCCAAACCCAGAACAAAGCCAUCUCCGACACCACGCAAAGCUUCAUUGCCGUCCGCUCGCCAGACCACCAACCUCUCGAGGAGUAAACCUCCUCCGCCGAAGUUGACUGCAGAUGAACCUCCCACUCGUCGUUACCGAGAAGACUCUGUCGAAGAUUUCUCGGACCUGAUCAACGGUAACGAACUGACUUUGGAUACAAAGCUGGGCAUGAUGCGCUUACACGGCGAGGGUCCCUCAAAGAUUUUGAAUUCGCCAAGCGUGACCGACUUGAUGCAAAGUAUGAGGCCGGCAAAACCUGGCGGGAGUCUCAGAAGGCCUUCGGCUCCUCGCAACAAAUUGUCAAUGCGAAGAACUAGGUCUUCCAUUGAGAUACAGCGGUUUGCCGAAAACGAAGAGGAUGAAGACUUCUCAGAUGUCUUUGCUCAUACAAGUUCUGUUUUCCAAAAGCCCGACAGCGAGGACGGCUCCGAGCUAAUGCUAAAUUCGAAGAUAUCGAAUCUAUCUUGGCUGCCAGACGCCGAAGACGAAGACGAUCCAUUUGCACAGCUGGAAGAAGGGUUACCGGAAGUCGACCUCGAAUCCAACAUAGCUCGAGACAAGCAUGCCCGUCUUCGGACAGAUGUCGAGGCAUUAGUAGGUCAAUUGAAGGUCAUGCAAGAUGAUGAUGCACUACUACAGAUAUCUGAAGAUCUCAUGAAUUUCUUCGACCUAUUCUCAGAUACGAAGAGCGUGAUUGUCAGUGCCCAUGGCGUACUUCCGAUUCUGGAAAUUCUCGAGGACUGUACGCGGCUGGACGUCGUCCUCAAUCUCCUCAAGAUCGUCAAUGCACUCAUUUUCAACGAUGAAGAUGUCCAGGAGAAUCUAUGCUUUGUUGGUGGUAUUCCCAAAAUUAACAAGUUUGCUUCGAAGAAAUUCCCUAGAGAGAUACGGCUUGAAGCGGCGGCCUUUGUCCGACAAAUGUAUCAAACAUCGACCCUGAUUCUCCAAAUGUUUGUGAGUGCUGGAGGCCUAACAGUGCUGGUUGACUUUCUGGAAGAUGACUACGACGAUGACCGAGAGCUGGUCCUGAUUGGUGUCAACGGCAUAUGGAGCGUCUUCGAAUUGCAAGGGUCAACUCCAAGAAACGACUUUUGUAGGAUCUUAUCCCGCAAUUCGGUUCUGGAACCUUUGUCCCUGGUCCUGAACAGAGUCUUGAUGGAGCCAUCCGAAUCUGGCGAUCAGAAGGAAUUGGCAGACCUGUGCGAAGGUCGUAUUGCCAGCAUCUUCUUUGUGUUCUCGCAGGCCGAGAACUAUGUCAAAGAGCUUGUUGCAGAACGUACGGUACUCCAUCGAGUCCUUAAGAACCUCAAACGCAUGUCGCCGUCUCACCAGGUCACCAUGUUAAAAUUUAUCAAGAACUUGUCGAUGCUGUCCAACACGCUGGAUGCUCUUCACAACUCGAAUGCAAUUGACGUCUUGUCCGAGCUGUUGAGCAACAGUAUGAACAAGCCACAUUUUAGGGAGAUGUCGAACCAGAUCUUGAACACCAUAUACAAUCUCUGCCGACUGUCCAAACGACGGCAAGAGGACGCUGCAUUGGUGGGCAUCAUCCCUAUUCUCAUCAAAAUCGUCAAGCAGGAAAAGACGCCAGUGAAGGAGUUUGCGCUACCGAUCCUGUGUGAUAUGGCUCAUUCUACGCGAGCCGCGAGACGAGAACUUUGGCAGAACAAGGGCCUGGCGUUCUAUGUGUCGUUGCUGUCCGACCCAUACUGGCAGGUCACAGCCCUCGAUGCUAUUUUCACAUGGUUGCAAGAAGAAACUGCCAGAGUUGAAGACCACUUGCUCGAGAACCAGAACUUUGCGACCGCGAUCAUCGCUGCCCUGACAAGCAGCAAAUCCACCUCAUUCGAGAACCUCUUGGAGCCCCUGCAGAAGCUGCUGCGGCUGUCACCGCCUCUUGCUGCGUCCAUGGCCCGAAGUCCUCCUCUGUUCGAUACCCUCGGCCAGAAGUUGAGCCACAAUAAACCUGCCAUCCGUCUAAAUCUGCUCCGCAUCAUCGGUAGUAUCUGCGACUCGACCGAAGAAGGCUGUUUCCUGCUUGACCAAUACGGUCUGUAUGACGUUGUCCGAGAGUUGUCGUACUCGGACUCUGCAGUUCUCGUGCGCAGCAUGGCAGGAGACCUCAUCCGGUCAUGUGAAGAAAGUGAUAACGUCAGCAUCAAAAGUGGCCAGGGGGCCUCUGUGGCGCCCACCGCCGGUCGACGAAAACACCCAGGCUUUCAAAGACGAACGAGCUCGACAACUCCGCCGCACCUACUGGAACGUCAGAUGAGCAUGCCGACGUCACCCCAGCUGGGCCGCUCCGAACGGGCAAGCAUGAACAUGUACGAUCCUCCAGGCGCUCAAACACCCAGACGGCAACGUAAUGGUGUUUAUGUCAAUGGCACGAGUGUGAUGCGACCAGCCAGCCGAGACGGAUCUACGUAUGUGAGGGAGAACUCCCCUGCGUUUGCCAUGCCGAGCCUCACGCGGGCCAACACUGCGAGCGCCGUUUCGGAAGUGAACAUCAACAAGAGCCGCUUGCCACGACAGUCGACCAUCGGCACCGGCAUCGCCACUGGCCAACAUCGCCUGUCUAGACAGAGCACACGAGAGAGCAUGGUGGGGUCGAUGCGCAAUUCCGCGUCGACGUCAAGCUCUGCCGAAAAGGAAACAACAACCUCUCGCUCGCAACAUCACAGUAACAGCAGCGCAAGCGGGACACCCAUCACCCUCACGCCGGUGGCCGAGGCUAGGAUGCGAAGAGAAGCUCGUCACGCACAUUCGAGUAGUUUGAGCAGUAGUAACGGGAACAAUGGUUUUGUGAGACUUGGCCCGAGACAACAACAAGGCGGCGCCGGUGCCGGUUCUGGCACAGGUUCUGGGAAUGGUCCCGGUCAGGUCGAAGUCACUAUAAACAGGAGGACGACGGCGAGGAGACAGAACCUAAGUGAUGAUCGGUGGGGUUAAAAGAAAAAGACUUUGUUCCUUGCUGCCCUUUACGUACCUACCUCUUGAAAAACACCUUGGACUUCCUAGCGGGACCUUGGUUUUUUUUUCCCCGCGAAGAGAUGUGCAAGACCAAGACAAGACAAGACCUGGAAGACAACGUAUGGAGUGAGAUGACACUCGAAGUGAUGUAAUAACAUGCUGAAGUAUAGUAGUA
Molecule: messenger RNA, 4972 nt
Organism: Exophiala oligosperma
Lineage: Eukaryota; Fungi; Ascomycota; Eurotiomycetes; Chaetothyriales; Herpotrichiellaceae
Exons: 1
Coding region: 337-4776 (1479 amino acids)
Biological process (GO): protein phosphorylation
Cellular component (GO): cytoplasm
Molecular function (GO): ATP binding; protein serine/threonine kinase activity
Source: RefSeq, a predicted model, not a curated record